UCCAUGCGAAACAAAAGGACAUCACGACAUUAAUAAAUAAAAAAAUCUAUGGCUGCGUUUGUCGAAAUGUGUUGUGUUUAAUUCAUAAAAUUAUCAUAAAACUUAAAAAAAAAUUGAAAAACUAAUGUGUAUGUAAAACAAUAUAACGACGUACCGUCGUUCAGGAAAAUAGUACUGGUUCAAUUUUCGAAGACUACGAAUAAUGCCUCCUGACAGUAAAAAUGCCGGAGAUGCACCCCCGUCCAAACCAGGGCGCUCCAAAGUAAAAAUGCAAACGGUCGAGGAAGAACCACCACCAAAAUCGCCAUCUCAGCUCCUUCUUGAAGAACAAUUGCGGCGCGCCGAAGAGCGAAGGAGCCGUUUCAAGCGGCGCUGGCCCGACGUCAGAAGGCCUCCGCUAAUCUGCAGGCCGUGGAAGCCGCCCGGGCCUCCAAGACGACAGCCACCACUGAAACUAGAGCUGCCCGCGUUGACGCUGCGCCGCUGGGUGCCGCCGUACCGGCGCCGACGCCGCCGCCGCCCGCGCAUGUUGCGCGUCCCACCCGAAGAAAUCAAUAAGGAGUUGUAUGAGUGCGCCAAACUGAAAAAGAUAUGGCACAACUUCAGCCAAGUGGACCGCAACAAGAUGAUGCUGCGUGGCAAGUUAGCCUGUAACUCCAAGCGGUACCGUUGCGGCGUCGGAAGUGGAACCCAAACAGCGUGCAUAGCGUUCGUAGCGCGCGCUCUUCUGAAUGAUAAAGCUGCUUCAGAACUUAAUCGAAGGGAUGUUGACGAAGUUAUUGAUACGGGGGACAAAUUCUACCACCAGUGCAUGCUGGCGUUGAAAUGCUACAAGGGCAAGCGUCAGUUGGAGCUGAAGCAGCUCCUCACCUCCUUCUACUUUAACGACCACAAGUACACCGUCAAGAUACAGGAGAAGGACCGGGGAAUAUUAGCCAAGCAUCCGGACAACAUUCAGUCAGCGCCUGAUCUCAUGGGGCUAAUGGAAAAGCGCGUUGGUACCAACUACAUGUCCAUCCUGACGGUCGGCGACCGCCAUUUCCUCAUCUGGGGGCACCCCCCGCCCCCUGAAGCUGGCUCGCAGUGCAAGACUGUCUGUUACAUCUUCGAUCCUCACAUGCAGAGCGAGAACGGACAGCCGCAUAGAUUGCAAGGCGGCGCCGCGUUUCUCCGCUACGCCGGAGUCACCUCCUUCGUGCUUGACUUCGUGGCCAACUAUGGCGGGCUGGACGCCAGCAAGCGGGAAUGCCCAAUGCCAUCAAUUACUAUCACUGAUAUUGAGGUUCUAGCCCGCGAGCCACUGAUCCGCCAGCCGCGGUACGAGCUGGAUUUGAAGGCGCUUGCCACGCAUUGCGAGUCGGAAUGGGUCAGCUUGAACAACAAUGCGCUCAUCGAAAAGAAACACGCGGGAGAAUAUCCACUGCAAUCGCUAAGCGCAGUUUCGCUGGCGACGUCGCGCACCACCUCACGUCGGAAACUUCGUGAAUUCUAUCAGAAAGUACCCAAAGAGCCGGCGCCCACAUUGCCAAUGGCGCCCGAGAAGGGCCCCACGGGCCCCACGAUAGACCAAAUCAUGGCUGCUCGCGGGGAGGACUUUUUCUUGUACGCUCCUAAAGGGGAGGCGCAUAUGUUUGGCAGAGACGACAUGAUCUCUCGUCCCAAAUCGGAUACAGUCCUUCACAGCGUGGUGGACGUAGCCAACAAGAACUUCCACUCGCAGUACCAGCAGUUGGAUGCUGAGAAGUGGAUACUGCGAGCCACAAGACACAUGGCCAGUCACAGAUACCAGACGUUCAAAGUGUUCACUGCGGUUCCAUGUUGCCUUGUCGCACUUGGGAUGCUGCGGCGCCUCCGUGCGCGAGCGUGGAAUGAAGAUAUCCUUGAUGAGACGCUAGACCUCGGCUACAAUGUGUAUCGGGAGUCGCUACUGCCCCGCGGCGGACCAAUCAGACGUCUGGUGCUCGGAGAGAUGGCGGAAAGUUUCAAGAUCAAAGACAAAGAAUACACGCACAAGGAACAAGGCAUUGCGGUGUGGGGUAAGCUGGUAUCGAACAACCCGAAGGUGUUCGACCUGUGCCGAGGCCUGGACGAGUUCUUUAAAACUGCAGAUGCUGGGAUACUCCAGGUUCCCGGAGAGCUGGAGACAGCCAUCUGGAACGAAGGUGGCAUGUAUUACCUGUACCACCCGUGGCCUGCUGACCGGUAUGGUAUCAGGGUAGGCCUCCAAGGCGGCGGCAAGGCGUGCCUCCUCUGCUUCAAGCGCACCACCGGCCUCUGCGACCACUUCCUGGCCGCCGCCCGCGACCUCCGCCGGAAGCCGUACAGCAUCAGCGCCGUCAGCGUCCAGGAGCGCCCGGGCGGACCGCUGCCGGAGCCUAUCAAUAACAUGAAACCGGUGGCCCAAAACCGCUGGGUUAUUCGCGGCAGUUUCCACGAGGGCGACGAACGGUUCCCAGAAGAACAUCGCAACAAGCAAGCCACUCCUAUAGCCAUAGCUGCCAUUGCCAUGGCUCAUGUUGCGCCGCUUAAUGAGUGGACUCAGGAAGAAGUGAAUGAGACGCUGAUCCGCGGUGACAUCCUCUACGAAAGCACCAUGGAGAACCUAGAGAAGAUGGGGAUCAGCAUGGACACCGCCCCAACGGAGGCCGAGGGUGAAGCCGAAGAGGAACCGGCUCCAGCAGGGACCCUGGCGGCUGCUGACGUCAUGACCAGGUUCAGGAUCUCGGACUUCGACUGUAUUGAGACUGAGGUCCAAGAUGGAGCAUACGUUGGAUCUCUAACGCCAUCAGAAGGAGUGAUGUCGUUGCGACAGUCAUUGAAGAAGCUCUUCAACGAAGCGUCAUAUGCGGUGUUGACCGCUCGAGGGAGCUCCGUGGCGGUGUUUAAGGCUGACAACAAAUAUUACAUGUUUGAUCCUCAUGGAUGUGAUGAGAAUGGCUACCUGUCAGAUGACCUGACAUCCACAGCCUGCCUCGUCUGCGUCGGCAGUUCCACCGACGCGUUAGCAGCCGCCAUUGAGAGUAACCUGCCUCCUGGCAGUGAUGACACGUUCAAUAUUUCCCCUGUUGAGGUUACGCCUACUAAGCUCAACAUAGAGUUGGGAGCUCCAGAGCCAAAGCUUGAGAGCAAGGAUUUCACGUGGAUUCAGAAACGCGCGGCAGCCAUCAUGCCCGGGCCACGCGGAGAACACUCCGCCCUCGGUAAAUCUGCCAAAAAGGCCGGCAUUGGGGAUGAAGACAAAGCUGGAAGGACGCUAGCCCUACCAGCCGUGGCAGCGUUCGCAGCAGCCACCGACGCGGUGCCCCCGCCACACAUGCACCAGGACCACAUGUUCAACUUCUUAGACGCGGGCGCCGACUACUACCUCCAGCACGUAAAGAAGACCGGCAACAAGAACAUCAACGUCGAAGACUUGUCGCAGAAGUUCGAGAUGGGCGCCAACACCUUCUCCAUUGAGCUGGAGGAACCUAAGACAAGGCUGCCUUUGCGACUGCCUGAUGAACCUACCGGGGAAGGCGCCGAAGGCGGUGGCGGUGAAGAAGCUGGCGAAGGGGGUGAAGAAAUCAAACAGAUUAAGGACCUGAUGACCAAGAUGUGGAACGACCAGUCGAAACCAACACAGACUGCGUUACUCCUCGGCGACUACCACCAGCUGGGAGUGUGGUGGUCAGCCGGCGGACAAGUGGUCGCCUUCGACCCGGCACCCACGAUGCCUCGUCUUAUGUUGACCGAGCACCGAAUACAGAAGGGUGAUGAGAUCCGCCUCCAGCGCAUCAAGGAUGAGAUGGCCGGCGAAGAGGGGGGCGGUGGCGACGAGGAAGAAGCAGGAGGCGAGGGCGAGCAGCAGCCGGAGCCGGAGCCGACGCCGGUGCCGCGGGAGGCCACGCCCGUCCUCAUGGUGUUCGCCAGCCCUUCGGAGUUCAUUGACAAACUCACGCUCCAAGGCCCUCUCGACCGCAAGCAAUGCCUGGCCCCAUACAAGCUGUACACAGUCAAGGUCAUCAACGAAUUGACCUCACUGGUCAAGGACAAACGACCCGCGCCCAAAGGAGGCGAGGACGAGGGCGAAGGAGAAGGAGGCGAGGACGAGGUGGAGCCCCUAAACGACAAUGCAGUCGGUAAAUACAUGGCGCGCACCGGCCGCACGGUCGCGUCGGUGCGCGGCCGCGUCGCGCAGCACGAGAACUACUUCAGCGAACCGGCGCGCGACAACCAGGACGCGGCCAUGUCAGUAGUAGCCAUCGCGGUCGCGCACAUCGAGCCAUACGUCUACUGGAAGCCAGCUCUCAUAGACGCCGUGGUCAAAUACGGCGACAGAUUAUAUACGAUGUCGCUGGGAAGAGCGAGCAAGCCACCUCGUGUGACCGCUACAGAGUGUGUGCGGGACUAUAGGAUGACUAGCUUUAACGUAAGUCCUUUAUCAACUAGCGACGAUGUAGUGAAUGGUGAUCUGAAGGCAGGCGAUUCCGGAUCCCUUCUCAAUGUGCGACGGGCCAUCGCCAGAUUCUUUGAAUCGAAUAAAUAUGGUGUGCUUUGUGCCCAAAGACUACUGCGUGGCAAUCUUUCAAGGCGAAGGCGGUCCUUCUGCAUGUUCGAUCCUCACAGCGUCUGGCCCACUGGGAAGUCAUCUCCGCUUGGAGGAGCUGGGCUCAUUGUCUUCAGUACGACGGAUGACCUGGCGGACACUUAAAGAGGAGAACGUGGAGGCGUUGAACCGACCGGGGAAUACAAAUUCUCGAUAACUCCAAUCUCGGUGGCCUGGGAGUUCUCCAAGACACCGGGCAAGGCGGUGGUGCCGAGCGCCGUGCCCGACGAGGGAUAUGAGUGCAAGGUGCUGACAGCGUACGUCGAGAUGGCGCGCGGACGCACCAUCCUACGCGGCUCGCGGCCGCCGGACUCUAACAAGUUCUGUCGUGAUGCAAUACUGCAGUCGGCCGCAAGUGCAAUCAUCGGUGGCUUGCAUGUCGCACUGUACGUCAGCCACAAUCUCUGGACAAGGAACACCGUCGACCAGGUGAUAUCAGAGGGCUGCAAGCUGUUCACGGCAUCCAUCAACAACCUUGGCUACGAGUUCCGGCCUGGAGACGACGUGCUGAUGCCCUUACAGGUAGAGAAACCAUUCCUCGUUUUCAUCCUGGGCUCGAACUACGUUCGCUUCGAUCUGCAGGAGGUGUCCGGGGGACGGAUCGAGCAGGUGAAGCCCGAGGGUGCCGAUACGCUGAGAUCAGCGAUAGACCACUUCUUCACGCGCAACACGCACGGCAUUGUAUGGUGCGCGCCGUUCGCGGCCGCCGUGUGGGCAGCUCGGGGCCCGACGCCUCCAUACUACAUGUUGGAGCCGCAUGCCGCGGGGCCCACCGGCUUGAGGACGGACGGACGGGAUAUUGGAACGGCGUGUGUACUCACGUUCACAUCUCCAAAACUCUUGGCGCAUGCCUACCUCCAAAACAUCCCUCCGAAGGACCGUCUAAAAAAGAACUACCACCUCUACAACAUCUCCGUGCACGUGGCACCCAUCAAGAAGUUGCUGAAGGAACCGCCUUUGGUGAAGUCUUCGCCUGAUGUUAAACUGGUGCCUGCCACUAGCAAGGUUGGCGUUGACGGUCUAAAACGGCGAGCAUCCGAAGCGGAUAGAAAGCAUCCGCCUGGCGGUAUCACCUGCAAGGAUGCCCAGAGGGCCACGGACGCUAGGGACAAGGACCAAGCCAAGCUGAGAGGUCGUCGCAAUGCAAACGGCUGGCUGGUCCUCCAAGAUGGCUCGCAGUUCCUGAGCGCGCGCCACUCCAUCGCGUGUCGCAAGUUCCCUCACGGAUCGCGAGGCCACCAGGCCCUGGCGUGCGCCGUGAUGGCGGUGGCGAUGUCCCGCGUCCAAGAUGUCUGCCGGUGGUGCUCGUCCACUUUAGAUGCUGUUCUGCUGAGCGGAGACCAGCUGUACCAAGACAGCUACUUGCACUACAGGCCCAAGGACACCAAGAUACUGCAGAUAGAACAGAUCCUCCGCAAGUUCUACACGCCGGGCAACUGCGUGUGCCGCGUGGUGGUGUUCCGGCCGCGGCAGGAGGGCAGCGUGGACGCCAACCUCACGGAACAGCUGACGGCGUUCUUCAAGGAGGAGAGGCACGGCGUGCUGGUGGCGGGGGACGGGGACUUCGCCGUCGCGCUCUUCAAGACGCCCAGAGGGUUUUACAUGUUCGACGCGUCGGACCGCGACCGCUACGGACGCGCUGUCCCGCCUCCCUGUAUCGGACACGCGCGCUCCUGCUUCUCGCAGUAUCCUACCGUGCAAUCUCUAGCAGACAAGCUUGGCGCCAACAUACCACCUGUCAUCAAGGUUGAGCAAGAGGGCGAGCAAGACAAUGCUGAAGAGCGUAAAGAGUCAAAGGUAACAUUCAAGGAAGAAGUAGCAUCGUUCAAGAUCUACGGCAUGGAAGUUACUAGUUUACGAAGAUUGAACCAGUUCGAGAGGUGAACAGUGAGCCAGCAGUACACGGUGAACCAACGUAUGUCAUCACCGUUUACGAUGUGCUGCAUAAACAGUAUGAAUCUGCGGGGGUUGAUGGACUUUGAGAAGUGAGCAGUUAGACAAUGGUGAACCAGGAAGGUAAAUAUUUUUUCAUACUUGAUCAAUGACUAGAUUUUCACAAAGAUUAUUGCACGGUUUGUUAGUAAGUUAGUAUGUUACUAUUUUUUUGACUGUAUUUGCAGUAAACAGUAUAAUUGUAUAAUUCGUGUUAUUUAAGUCUCGCAGCCAAAAAAAAAAGAUUGUCAUGUUUUAUGUCGUAGCCAUUUUGUAUUUGAAACAAAGUUUUAAUAAAAAAUGUAACUGA
Cydia pomonella (codling moth) is the source of this 6827-nucleotide messenger RNA. RefSeq lists its product as uncharacterized. Lineage: Eukaryota; Metazoa; Arthropoda; Insecta; Lepidoptera; Tortricidae. The record is from RefSeq and is a predicted model, not a curated record.